UUUUCUCAUAGUUUCCAAUAAAUCGGACAAAUGUCAAUGUUGACAGAAUUUUUUUCUCUCUGGUUUUUCAGUGAGUAUGUGAUGGUGACACUUUAAAUGUAUUGGUAUUGAUGUAAAUGGUAUUGUUAAAAAAAUUCUAGGAACAUUCACUGAUUGUUUUAAUUUCCUAGGAGCGGGAACAGAAUCACAUUUGUUUUAUAAUUUUCAUGAAGGGAACAUUAAACAGAAAACAUUGUGGUAACCUUCCUAUAAUGUUCAGUUAACCUUGGGAACGUCAGGAAAACUUGCUGUUUAUAAUUGUGUUUAAAACAUUCAAACAUUUUGGCAACCGUCCUAUAAUAUUCAACUUACUUUCCCAGAACAUUCUGGGAACAUCAAAAUAACCUUCUGGUUAUGUUAGGAAAACUUGCUGUUUUAACUUGGAAGGAACGUUUGAGGGAGAACAUUCUGGUAACUUUCUUAAAACAUUAAAUUAACCUUACCAAAACAUUCUGGCAACAUCAAAAUAUCCUUCUGGUAACGUCAGGAAAACUUGCCGUUUUAACUUGGAAGGAACGUUUGAGGGGAGACAUUUUGGUAACCUUCUUACAACGUUCAAUUAACCUUCCAAGAAUGGUUAGGGAACAUCAAAAUAACCUUCUGGUUACGUCAGGAAAACUUGCCGUUUUAACUUGGAAGGAACGUUUGAGGGUAGACGUUUUGGUAACCUUCUUAUAACGCUCAAUUAACCUUCCAAGAACGUUGUGGGAACAUCUAAAUAACCUUCUGGUUACGUCAGGAAAACUUGCCGUUUAUACCAGUAUAUUACGUUGUGUUGCAACGUUCAAAAAACGUUCCUACAACUUAAAACAAACGUUCCCAGAAUGUUGGGGAACCAAAAUUUGUUAGCUGCAGAGGAAUAUGAAUUAUUAUGGAUGACACUUAACCACCUCUCUUUUCUACUCUUCUCCUUUUCCUCUGCAGAGCACUCCCGUCUGAGGAACGUCACAGUGGUGGUUGGCUCUGACAUGGUGCUGCCUUGCCAGCUGGUCUCCAAUCUUGCUCAGCCCUGCUGGGUUCUUAACGAACGUGAGCUCCAGCUGGGUGACCCAGAGGCAGGAGGGCCCCGCUUCGACCGGACCCUCAAGGCCCUUGUCGUCCCUGAGGCAGGCCAGAUGCAAGCAGGCCGCUAUAUCUGCUACUCUGAGGAGCAGGGCGUCAAGUUUCAGACAGAGCGCUACCAGGUGGCCGUAGUAGCCAGCGCCCCAGUCUUUAUGGAGGCCCGGGCUCCAGACAGCAGCAUGGGGCUCUUCUGGGUGCUCGUCAUCACCCUUGGAGCAGCAUGCCUGUUGCUCCUUGUAGCAGCUCUUUACUUGCGCAGGAGGCUGAAGCUGGCGCUGGGAAAGGGAGCCGACAUGAAGCCUCUUGAAAGCACCUUGGUCUACCCCAUCACCCUGCCCAAGGAGCCACCCACUUUUGUGCCCAGCAAGAUGCCCAGCGAUGAGGAUCGUUUCUGGGAGACAGGCGCCAACUACUACUACUCGGAUGGCUCGCUGAAAAUCGUUCCCGGUCACGCCCUGGGGCCCAGCAGCGUCAGCAGCACGGCGUCACCCAGCGCCAUUCCCGGCCAGCCCAUCCACUCCCCAAGCCGUCUCAGCCUCACCAAUAUUCGAGGCUCGGGUAGCAACGGCUAUAUCCGCCUCAACCUGAGCACAGCAGGGGAGGAGAGGGCUAGCGGGGCUGGUGCUGGGGGCGGCGGGUUGGGAGGCCUGGGCAUGAGCGGGAACGACUACUCAAGCCCCUUCAAGGAAGAGCUGAGACGCACUCUGCAGCAGAGAAGCGUGCUGCCCGAUGCCAACCCCGAGGAGUCGUCCGUCUAGGCCUGUCCUCCUCUGUCUCCGUUCCCUGAGUUGGAAAAAACAAAAACAACCAACCUACCUCCCUCCUUUUGAGGAUGCCUGCUCUCUCUCUCUCUUUAAGUGACACGCUGUCAAUUCCCCAUGCUCUCUCUCUCUCUCGCUCUGCCAAUGCCUGUUUGGCUCACUGUUGACAUUUAUAGCACACAGCAUGUUAAAUAUACACACUCAUACACUGUGUUCGCCAACAUGCACUCGUAUAAUUACUAUGUUCUGGGCAACAUGCAGUCAUGGUUGUGGCUUUUUUCUGCUUCCACUGUGCAAUCGCCAUUUGUGUAAAUUGUGUAUUUAAAAAGGCUGAACGCAGAGAAGAACACCUCAAGCAUGGAAAUCAAACAAAUGGCGUUACACGUUCUCUGAAGGGCACAUUUCUUUUAACGUUGAGUGGACCAAGAGGCUUUUAGCCCUUGUGCUGAAACAAGCUGACGAACGGGCAAGCGCAACUGACUGGAAAUAUUGAACUGAUACUCUGUCCUUCUGUUCCUCUGAGACUUUUUCAGCUUGCUGCACUUAAAAAGUGGAAGCCCGUCUUCCCUUUUUUGUAUUUGUGAGCCAAGAGCAUGAGAGCGGUAUAAAAAGACUAAUUAAUCUCGAAGCAAGACGACAAUCACGUCCCCGUAGCAGGAGCUCUGCGAGGGACGAAGAGGAGAGGAGAGAGAGCGAGAGACAAAGAGAGAGGAAAUUAAAUGGAAAAUGAAGUGAAUUGGAGUGAAAGACGCAAGGGGGAGUUUUGAAUGAAGGACAAUCUCUCAAGACUUUCUCUGCUCGAUUUGUAUUUUUUCUUUUCUCCCACGUUGUAUUUACCCCCAGAGAAAGUCCUUGAUCCCUUCCAAUUUCAUUUGUUGUGAUGGUUGGUUUGAAUUAAGACAUUUCUUGUUGUUCUUUUUCUACGUCUUACUGACUACAGCAGUGUUCGUUAUCAAGUGACUCCCCUCUGUGAAUGACAAUGUGAGGGUAAGCGCUUACAUUCCUCGCUCAGCCCUGCAAGGUGACCUUCAAACACACCUUCAAGUCCAAUAUACUACAAGUGCACUCCAGACGACAUUUAUUAGAGUCAAAGUGUGUAACAGAUAUGUGUUUUGGCUGAGCCCUUUUGGACGUUUGUUCAUCGCUGCAGAAAGAAAAAGGCUAUUUGCAUUCAGCUCUUAGCAGCGGAACAAUAACUGCACACUUAAUUCCAAAUUGAAGCUGACGUGAAGACAUUAGGCAUGGAGAAUGUAGUUGAACCCUCACUGUUGCGACCGCUGGAUGUCUCAAUAAGUGCUUUAUAUCUUAUGUGUAUGGCGAGGGUGGGAACUUGCACUGCCAAGAAGGAAACUACCCUCUCCCACACAAACACACACUUACUCACAGUCCUCUGAAUGCCAACCAUCCUGGACCAUAGUGUGUUUGUGACACCCUUAAACCCCAACAAACCCCUCCCUCUUACCGAUGCCCAGAGACUGACCCGGGGCUACUGUGGACUUAUACAGAGGAAGAGCACUGUAAAACACAACAACACAAAAAGAUGACACACACAGUGUUGAUGGAAGAUUGGACAGACAGACUGAUUGCUGCCGUGCUGACAAACUGCUGGCUCCAUCAGUGAAAGUAAAUCAGUGAAAGGGUUGGCUUUUGUUUUCGGGACGUGUCUGUCGGGACCGGAGGAGCACAGCGAGAAGGAAGGGGAGGACAAAGACACCUUGUUUUGCCCCCACUGUGUACAGAGCGCUGAGAGAGAUGUAGAAUAUCAAAAUGAUCCUGAGGUUGAAGAGGUACUCAGCCAUCAGCACUCCAUCCUAGUGUUGCAUGAUCCUCUGCAAGUGGACUGAACAUCUUUGAUAUGAUUCAUCCUUGUACAAGUGCAUCAUUUUCAACGGUCAUUUUUGGACUUUUACGGACACUAAUAUUGUGGAACAACAAUGCUCUCUUUAGAAAAAAAAAGAAAGAAAACAAAAUAUGUAUGAUUUUAUGGUUCAAGGGUUGUACAGGAAUUCAUGGCUGCAUUUCAACAUGUUUACUUUUUCUGUGCCUCUUCACCUUUUUGGAUAAGCCAAAGUAGACUGCAGUUGCUUUUGUUCUUGUUGAAAUACUUAAAUUAAUUUUAUUUGAUUCCAGAUCGAUAUUUAAGUCUCAGCAGUCCGUCCACUUUGCUACACUGAGCUGAUGUCUGCAACCUUUCUGCAUAUUUUAUCCACAGCUAAAUUUCCCCUCGAGCAAAAGGGCUUGAGGCUGAUGGACUUCCUGUUUGCUUCCUGUUUAUAUGUCAGUAGUGAUCUGCUGGACCCAGUUCUUUAUCCCCUCGCCGAAUGAAAGGCUGAGUAACGUACCAAACCAUUAUUUAAUUUGUCAGCCCCUUAAAACCAAAUAAGUAUCUGUGAUUGAAAGCAGAUCAGUGACAGAAUGUGCCCACUUUAUAUUACUACAUCCCCUGAAGCGGAUACCUAAAACAUGAGCUCUUUACACUGGUACUUGGUUAUGUCUUAAUAUAUUUCUAAUUUUACAAUUAGGCAUUUUAUUUAACACGUUGCAACGACUAAAAAGAUUAAAAGAAUAAAGGUCAAGCU
This is a messenger RNA of Epinephelus lanceolatus (giant grouper), 4441 nucleotides long. The record is from RefSeq and is a predicted model, not a curated record. NCBI's taxonomy places the organism in Eukaryota, Metazoa, Chordata, Actinopteri, Perciformes, Serranidae.